CGUCUGUGCCAACAGCUCUGGCUCCUGAAGCCCCUCACGGGGAAGGGACGGGAGGGGGCGGUGGAGAGGGUGAAGCGAGGUAGCGGCUGGAAGGUCCGUGUCCGGCGGCUACCGUGAUCCGGUCUCUGGGCGUAGGGAGUGAGGGAAGGCAGGAGCCUGAGGCGAUUCCGGGACCCACGAGCUCCUCGCAGCCGUGGAAGCGGUGGAGCACAGAGUGAAAAAUUCCCCCUCCGUACUGAGGCGUCCCAGCGCUGCGGCGGGCUGACCCGCAGAUCCAGAUAAUAAAAAUGGGAACUCCUGGAUCAGGACGGAAGAGAACUCCAGUGAAGGACAGGUUUUCUGCAGAAGAUGAAGCUCUGAGUAACAUUGCCAGAGAGGCAGAAGCCAGACUUGCAGCCAAACGAGCAGCUCGAGCAGAAGCAAGAGAUAUACGUAUGAGAGAGCUGGAGCGACAGCAAAAAGAGCUGGAAGAAAAGAGUGAAAAAUCACAUUCAGAAAUAUUUUCAAGGCCCUCAUCUCGCAAUUCAGUAAGUGCAACUCCUCUGAGUGGCAACUCGUCUAGGAGAGGAAGUGGAGAUGCAAGCAGUUUGGUGGAUCCUGAUGCCUCCCUCAGUGAAUUACGGGAUAUCUAUGAUCUUAAGGACCAGAUACACGAUGUAGAAGGGAGAUACAUGCAGGGACUUAAAGAACUAAAGGAUUCGCUAGCUGAAGUUGAAGAGAAAUACAAGAAAGCUAUGGUUUCCAAUGCUCAACUAGACAAUGAGAAAAACAACUUGGUUUACCAAGUGGAUACUUUAAAGGACGUUAUUGAGGAGAAAGAAGAACAGAUAGCAGAGUUCUAUAGGGAGAAUGAAGAGAAGUCAAAGGAAUUGGAAAGACAGAAACACACCUGCAAUAUUCUGCAGCAUAAGCUGGAUGAACUAAAAGAGGGCCUUCGACAGAGAGAUGAAUUGAUAGAGGAGAACCAACGUAUGCAGGAGAAUAUAGACUCCAUAACCAAAGAGGUGUUUGAUCUCCAGGAGACAAUUAAUUGGAAAGAUAAAAAAAUAGGGGCCCUAGAAAGACAGAAAGAUUACUUUGACUGCAUUAAGAAUGAGCGAGAUGAGCUCAGAGAGGAGUUGGCUGACCUGAAGGAAACAAUGAAGAGAGGAGAGAAAUAUGGAUUAGUUAUAAUUCCAGAUGGCACACCAAAUGGUGAUGUAAACCAUGAAUCGGUGGUUAGUGCGAUAACAGUUGUAUCACAAGAAGCUGCUCAAGUCUUGGAAUCUGCAGGAGAAGGACCACUAGAUAUCAGGCUACGAAAACUGGCUGGAGAAAAGGAGGAAUUAUUGUCCCAGGUUAGAAAACUGAAGAUGCAGUUAGAAGAAGAACGACAGAAGUAUUCUAAAAGUGAUGGCAUGAAUCCAGAUGUCAUAGGCUUAGAGAAUGGUUCUGACUUGCAGCUAAUUGAAUUGCAAAGAGAUGCCAACAGACAAAUUAGUGAAUACAAAUUCAAGCUUUCAAAAGCUGAACAAGAUAUAACUACUUUGGAACAAAAUAUUGGACGACUUGAAGGGCAGGUUGCAAGGUAUAAAAAUGCAGCAGAAAAUGCAGAAAAGGUAGAAGACGAACUCAAAGCUGAAAAGAGGAAGCUUCAGCGAGAGUUAAGAACAGCGCUGGAUAAGAUAGAAGAGAUGGAGAUGACCAAUAGCCAUUUAAUGAAAAGGCUGGAGAAGAUGAAGGCAAAUAGGACUGCGCUUUUAUCUCAACAGUGAAGUGGAAAUCGAAAAUACAAUGCACUGCUCCUUGAAAACUAGCCCCUAGGUUGUUUAUAAAUACAGACUUUCAUUGGCACAAACUAUUUAAACACUGAGCUGUUCAGUGAUGGUUUAGUUUCAUAAUUAAAUGACAUACUUCUUGUAACUUAUGAAAGAAAUGUAGUUUGAAUUCCCAUGUGAAUAACAGCAAUUUUUCAGUAGCAUUUGAUUCUAGAGUCAAAGAUGGAGCACAAUGCUGUAUGUUCGACUUAGCGAUAGAAAAUGUUUUUACAACUGUGGAAUCAGGUUUACUCCCGAUCUCUUUUGGCUGCUUUAAUGAUGCUUGAUGCUCAGAGACAGCUGCAUGAAUUCAAGAAGACACUGUAUUACUGUACUACAAAACUAACAUGUAUUUGCUUAAGACAUCACACAGCACAAGUGCCUUUUAUCCGGUGCAAUUUAGACUUCAUUGUUGAAAUAGCCUUUGAAACCAGAUAGCAUUUUAUUUUAAGAUACAUUUGGGGUAUUCACUAAACUUUAUACAUUUUGAAAAUACAUUUUUGUAAAAUAUUUAAAUUUGUAAGAAAAAAUAGGGACUGUAUAUAAAAAUCUGCUUUUUUUGCAUGGGCACAUCUGACUUCUAGGUAAUUCUGUCAAAUACUAGCCCCUAAUACUCUUAGUAUUAAGAGUGCAGAUUUAAAAGCUUAUGUUGUUCACCAUCAAAUUAUAUGUGAUCUGCUUAAGUGUGAAUUGAAAUUUUAUGGUGGGAGGAAGGGGGUGGGAAAUGUGGCUAAGGAAUUUAUUAAAUGGACACUUUACUGACCAAAA
Molecule: messenger RNA, 2564 nt
Organism: Myiozetetes cayanensis
Lineage: Eukaryota; Metazoa; Chordata; Aves; Passeriformes; Tyrannidae
Gene: LRRFIP2
Product: LRR binding FLII interacting protein 2
Exons: 16
Coding region: 288-1754 (488 amino acids)
Biological process (GO): regulation of DNA-templated transcription
Source: RefSeq, a predicted model, not a curated record